Messenger RNA from Nilaparvata lugens (brown planthopper), 540 nucleotides. RefSeq names its product UDP-glucose 4-epimerase-like. Gene Ontology annotation, biological process: beta-D-galactose catabolic process via UDP-galactose, Leloir pathway. The record is from RefSeq and is a predicted model, not a curated record. Bases 1 to 540 code for a protein of 179 amino acids. The transcript is spliced from 5 exons. Lineage: Eukaryota; Metazoa; Arthropoda; Insecta; Hemiptera; Delphacidae. Gene Ontology annotation, cellular component: cytosol. Gene Ontology annotation, molecular function: UDP-glucose 4-epimerase activity.
AUGGCGAGCAAAGCAAGCCUGAUGGCUGGAGAAGGAGAGGAUGAGAAGGAGGAGGAGUUGGUGGUGGAGAAGGUAGAAGAAGAUGCAACAGGCAAAUUCUCAUCUGUUAAUAGUGGACAUCUGUUCUCAAAUAUAAGUCACUGUAUUGACCAGCACAAGAUAGACUGUGUUAUACACUUUGCGGCAUUAAAAGCAGUUGGAGAAUCAUGCCAAGAACCACUCAAGUAUUACAGCAACAAUGUCUCGGGAUCUAUCACCUUGUUGAAGGUGAUGAAAGAGAAGAAUGUGACGAAAUUGGUGUUUUCUUCAUCAUCUACCGUCUAUGGAAAUCCUGAAUAUCUACCUAUAUGUGAAAAACAUCCAACUGGACGAAGCUGUACAAAUCCGUAUGGCAAAUCGAAAUACUUUGUUGAAGAAAUUCUCAGAGAUUUGGUGACUUCUGACAAGGUAAGCUGGAUUAGUACAAACUAUCGUCAACCCAGAUGUAAGCUGUGCUUUAGGCGAAGAGAUUGGAGAAUGUUUGGAUUCAACUUUGAAUGA